This is a messenger RNA of Arthroderma uncinatum, 2145 nucleotides long. RefSeq lists its product as uncharacterized. The record is from RefSeq and is a predicted model, not a curated record. Lineage: Eukaryota; Fungi; Ascomycota; Eurotiomycetes; Onygenales; Arthrodermataceae. The coding region runs from base 1 to 2145 and encodes 714 amino acids. The transcript has 7 exons. Gene Ontology annotation, molecular function: protein binding.
AUGGACAUGGUCCGCCGAACUGCACUGCGAAUGGGAGCAGAAGCUGGUUCACCGACAGUAGGCUGGAUUGAUGCUGGGGGGAAGUUGACGUUGACGUUGUGGGAGGUUGAAGUUGAAGUUCGUCGUGAGAAGUUCCUGUUUGAGACGAGCCCGCGGUCGGAGAAGUUGAUGAAGAAGACGAAGAAGACGAGCAUAGAGAUAGACGGGAAGACAGCGAGCCAUGAAGCCGUUAACACAUAUAUCGAGGCCUCGAUGCCUAUCACGGGUAGUUCGGGUGAGACUCUGCACACCUUUUACUCUGUUCUAUCAAUGUUACUGACCAUUCUACAGGCCGCAAACCAGCAACUCGCUCAUGAGCAGAAGAGCUUCCUGAGCGUGCCAUACCGAGCUCUCUCCAGCAGUUCGCCAUCACCGAGGACCCCCGAGAACGUGUCAAUUGGCCGUGAGCGGAGUAGACAUGGAGCCGCAUUCACAGCAGCAACUGACAGGCUGUUGACUUCACACGUCACCAAGCGUGCCAUAUCGGGUUACAAAGAGUCAUACGUCGCAUACGGUGCAACAAAGAAGCUGUUCAGCGCGUGUGCGGGGCAGGCAGAGUAUACCAUCUCGGAGGCACUCAGGAAGGCAGAGCAGAUACCCAAGACAGCGGCGGGUGAGGAUAUCGGAGAGGGCAGUGGAUGGUGGUACGAAGAACUGGGACUUCUCCCUACAUUCUCGUCGUGGUCUCAAGUUACCUUCCUGCACAUGUACCUUAUGACCGUCCGACUACGCGGACUGUCCUCUCCCGAAAGCGUCCAGACCUACAACAGAUAUCUACUCGAUCACUUCUCCCACGAGGCGGAACGGCGCAUGGAUGAAGUUCACGGCAUAACAGCAAGGGGUAUCCGCGUGACAUAUCUCAAGGAUCUAUUCAUACAAUGGCGAGGCGUCCUGGCUGCUUACGACGAGGGACUCGUCAAGGGAGACGCCCAGCUUGCGGCAGCCGUUUGGCGGAAUCUAUUCAAAGGCCUUCCAACGGAUCAUAAGGGAAACGAGCUCGACUGGGCUAAGAUCGCGAAGGUGGUCGUGUACAUGCGACGAACUUUGGACAAGAUGGCGCCCGUGGACGAGGUGACACUUCUGACCGAGUUUGCACAGGGAUUGGGGGCUAGCAAGUAUUUUGUCACAGCUGAGAAUGACGGGCAGUUGGUCCAGCUGGCGAGUAGAGGCGCGAAGGAGUCGUUCAAGCUUGAUCCAAAGCCGUUAGGGAAGCCACAAAAAGUCAUCGGUGAAUUGAACAUGGCGGACCCAAUGCCACAGGUGCAAAUUGAACUCCCAGCUGUAGACGUGGAUAUGGCGGAAUCUACAGCCCAAGAAGCCGAAGAAGAAGCUUCAGGCCCGUCUAAUGAUGCCUCGAAGGAGACGGAAGAAGCAGAAGAAGAAACACAAGAACCAGCUGCGCCGGUAGUCGCUACACAGAAAGACCUGUUCCUUAAUGUCCUUAAAUCGCCCAUCAUACAGCUGGUCCUAGGGAAGGGCGAGGAGGAAACUAUACUCACUGCGCAUCAAGCGGUCCUUGAAUCCAGUCCAUUCUUUGCAGAGAAAUUAUCGCAAUUUGAAAGCGGAGGCGAACGCCGCAUAAGCCUUGAGGAUGAAAACCCAGAUGCGGUCGCCUGCUUCCUUCAAUUCCAAUACACUGGAGAAUACUUCCCACGAUGCAUACCUAACAACAAUAAAGAUCUUGAGCAAGACCCCGCCAUCCCCUCGACGGACGAGGUGGGCAACGAGCUCCUCAAACACGGACGAGUAUACACCCUAGCUGAAAAGCUCGGAAUACCUAAACUACAAGCACUCGCAUUCGAUAAGAUAUGCAGAACCACAAGCACGGCUUCUGCCGAGAUUGUCUAUGCUAGAUACGUGUACAGCAAUACCUCGCCAAGCGACGAGACGAUCCGGAAACCCAUUGCUAAAUUCUGGUGCACGAGGAGUGUCAUGCGUCAUGAGGCUGAGGAUGAGUUCCGCGCUUUGUGUCUUGACUUCCCGCAGUUUGGUUUCGAUAUACUUAACACCGUUCUUAACAUGAAGGAAAAGCAUAGUAGGGAGCGCGAGGCUACCAGCAGCCCUGUUCCUAAAGGAUCUGCUAGAAAGAGAUCCCGGAUCUUCUAG